Diutina rugosa is the source of this 2718-nucleotide messenger RNA. RefSeq names its product tetratricopeptide repeat-containing protein. NCBI's taxonomy places the organism in Eukaryota, Fungi, Ascomycota, Pichiomycetes, Serinales, Debaryomycetaceae. The coding region runs from base 1 to 2718 and encodes 905 amino acids. Gene Ontology annotation, molecular function: protein binding. The transcript has a single exon. The record is from RefSeq and is a predicted model, not a curated record.
AUGGCACUUCGAACGCUUCUCACCCAGCUCUUGUUGGGUGUCCUACCAGCUAAGUUUGAAGCUACCGAUGAUGAGAAGUUUACCUCUCUUGUUGGUCCCAUCAAAAAGAUCAUUUCCGGCGAGGCUGACGUUCUUAUCGGCUCAGAUGAGCUUCAAGCUUUGAUCAAACAUAAUACCAAUAUUGAUGAAGUUGUCAAUCAGACCCUUACUCAGAUGGUGGACAAGUUUGGUCCCGAACUAGGACCUAUCCAAAUGCAAGUGUUGGCCAUUUGUGCCCUCCAGCUCUUUGUUCAAGCCAACUACACUGGUCCUGAACUUGUCAAUGGUGCGGCGCAGACGCUUGGGCUCAGCGACGAUGCCGCCAUGGUCAAAUUGCUUUCAAUUGAAGGCCAACCUGCUUACGAUUUGAUGAUUGAACCGGGAUACCUUUUGUUUGCCCUCCGUACCUUUGAAAAACUUAUGGGGGCUAACGCUGACUGGCACCUUCAGCUGUUCGAGGAGAUCAAAGAGACUGCAUCUCAGUACAUUAGGGGUUCCGAAGGCAACCCUGUACAAGCGUCACUUCAGUGGUGGCGUACCAGAGCUCUCCAAGUGCACAUGAUGGUCAUUGCCGAGCCCGCUGAUGUUAUCGGUACGUUGUGUCAAGUAUUGCUUACUCCUAGCGUUGCCACUGCUUUAGCUCCCGCUGCUGAAACUGAUCCUCAAGUGGUUAGCGCCGUGCAACAAUUGUACCUCUUAGAGGCGAUCCGUAUCAACAUCCAUGGUAACACUGAGCAUUUGGCGGAACCGCUUUUGAAGGAGUUGACGCGGGUUUCUCAGUUACAAUUGGUGCUUACCGGUGCUAAAGCUAAGCGGACAAAGUUCCAAACGUACUUGGCACUGCUGUUGGUGGUGUUGGCUAAGCUGUGCUCACCCCUGAUCUACGAAGACGACCAGGGAGCCGACGAGGCCCCCGUCAACUUGGACCUUGAGCUGGACUUGCUUUUGGAAAAGCCCCAUUUUGAGCUGUUGGAGAACGUUGAGUUUACUGAUGACGACACCCCUGCUGCUAAACGCUUAAAGUAUGACGUUGAGGACAGUGAACAAAGCCGGAUUGUGCCCAUUGCUCUUAGUUCCGACAAGAUACCCGCUGAACUUCAAAGUUUAGAUUUGAACAACCAACCCAGACUAAACGAUUUGGACAGCAUUCAGUUGAUUCUGAGACUCAUCAUCUUAGCGCAAACCCUGCCUCUGGGUGACCCUUUAAUCGAAGAAGAGUUGAUGGCGAUUGUGCUGCGCAUCAUCUACGCCGACAAUGCCGAUAAGAAGCCUAACCCCACCGUGUUCGGGCGGGCGCUUUGGCAACGACUGGUGCUUGAGACGCAGAAGCCCAAGACUAUCGAGCGGGGCAUCUUACAGAUGACGGCGCUUGUGGAAGAGGCGGGUAUCAAGGUGAAGACGAGAGUGUUUGCCGAAGAGCAGGUGACGGCCACCGAUGUUGCCCACCGGUUGCGGUUUAUCCAUCAAUUGCCGCUUUUGCUGAGUUGGGCGAUGAACGGCGAGUUGGCCAAGAGAUACAUGCUGUUCGGGGCUUUCAAGUCGGCCAUCGACAUCUACGAGCGGCUUGGCAUGGUCCACGAUGCUGCCGUGUGCUAUGCUGCUACCGAUGACGUCGCCCGCGGUAUUGAGAUCAUUAAGGGUCGUCUUGCCACUCACCCCGAAGAUGCUCGAGCUAUUGCCAUCCUCGGUGAUUUCACCAUGGACCCCGAGUUAUGGGAACGGCUGUGGCAGGUGGGUAAGUACGCCAAGGCCAAGGCGUCGCUCGCUCGCUACUGGUACUCGCCUCCCAGUGAUCUGGGCCAUCAACGCAACGUUGAUUUGUCGAUUAAGCACAUGAAUCAGUGUCUCACCGUCAACCCGCUCAAUUUCGAAAACUGGUACUUCUACGGGUGCUGUGGGCUUGAGCUGGGCCAAUUUGAGCUUGCGGCGGAAGCGUUCAGUCGGUGUGUGGCAUUGGACGACACUAACGCCCAGGCGUGGCUGAAUUUGGCGCUGGCACUUUUGCAGUUAGAGGAUAAGCUUAAACCGGCGUUCCAAGCCCUCAAACGGGCUGCCAGAUUGGGCUACGAAACCAAGCUGUGGAAGAUCUUCGAAAACUACCUCACGGUGGCGCUUAAACUUCAGGAAUGGCAAGAAGUGGUGUUCUCCGCUGGUCGCCUCUUAAAGAUGAGAGCUAACGAUGGUGAAGCGGCGGUGGAUACCGCCGUAUUUGAAGAGCUUUCAACAGUAUUAUGUUCGACCGAUUACCCUAGCGAUGCCAACCAGCUCCUGCACUUCCAACGGGCAGCGAUUGACCUCAUCUGUCAAGAGUUGCCGAAGGUGAUCACCCAUAACCCGCACUUGUGGCGGAUUGUGGCGAAGGUGGAGGCGUGGCGCAAACGGCCGUGGGCGGCGCUUGAAGCCUACGAGAAGGCAGCUCGUGUGGUCACGCUCCGCCCGGAGGUGGAGUACGAAACGGCAGUGUGGAAUGAAGCCGUGGACGCGGUGCUGGAUUUGGUGGCGGCCUACGAGAACUACGGCGACCUUCCGGGACGCCAUGGUGGCGAUGACGUCGUCUGUGCCAACUGGAAGUAUAAGGCGAAACAGGUGGUCCGCCUGUUGACGCUGAGGGGGAAGCUGCUGUUUGAAGGCGACGACGGUUGGGAGCGGUUGAUGCAAUUGAAGGCCGACUUGGUGUGA